This is a messenger RNA of Gopherus flavomarginatus (Mexican gopher tortoise), 9445 nucleotides long. It is a transcript of the gene MPV17L, whose product is annotated as MPV17 mitochondrial inner membrane protein like. NCBI's taxonomy places the organism in Eukaryota, Metazoa, Chordata, Testudines, Testudinidae. The transcript has 4 exons. The coding region runs from base 75 to 668 and encodes 197 amino acids. The record is from RefSeq and is a predicted model, not a curated record. Gene Ontology annotation, cellular component: membrane; cytoplasm.
CACAAAGCGGCGUUGUGCGCUCUGCUGCUCUGGCCCGGCGGCGGGUGGAAACCGGCACCGGAAGCCGGGAGCCUAUGGCCGGGCCGCUGCUCCGGAGCGGGGUGCGCCGGUUCCCCUGGCUCUGCAACGUGCUGCUCUACGGCAGCCUCUUCUCGGCCGGGGACGCGGCUCAGCAGCUGCUGCGGCGGCGCCCGGGGCAGGAGCCCGACUGGGCGCAGACCCGGCACGUGGCGCUGGUGGCCCUCAGCUUCCAUGGCAACUUCAACUACGUGUGGCUGCGGGGGCUGGAGCGGGCGCUGCCCGGCCGCGCGCCUGGCGCGGUGCUGGCCAAGGUGCUGUGCGACCAGCUGGUGGGGGCGCCUGUCGCCAUCCUGGCCUUCUACACGGGCAUGAGUAUACUUCAGGGGAAAGAGAACAUUUUUUCCGACUGUAAAAAGAAAUUCUGGAAUACAUAUAAGACUGGGCUGAUGUACUGGCCUUUUGUGCAGCUUUCAAACUUCGUUCUGGUCCCUGUUUACCUGAGAACAGCUUACACUGGGCUCUGUGGCUUUCUCUGGGCUAUCUUCAUAUGCUUUUCACAACAGAGCGGUGAUGGCACAGCAAAGUCGGCUUUUCUGUGGUUCCGAAGAGAAAAGGUCAAUGCAGAUGGAGAACCAUCAGAGAAAUGAGGAAGUUGUUUAAUGGAGUAUUUAUUUUAAAUGGUUAAAAUGUGCUUAUAAAGGGCAAUGAAUUGCACCGCCAGCUGAUUGCUGUGUUUUAAAAUGAAUCUUCAUCCGAGGGCUCAGUGGUCAUUAUAUACAGUGCAAUCGUUUGGUUUUGCACCUGUUUAUUUUCACAGAAAAGAGACCCAUUGUAUAUUGCUGUUUAAUUAUUUUCAUGCUGGCAGCUAGUUUCCUCUGGGGACUCUAGCCACUUGCUUGUUACAGUGCAGCAAGAGCAUUUGCACAACAUGGUAGCCAGCCGCGUUGGGGAGAAAUAUUAGCUGUAAUUUAAUUUUCAAGCAACUUCUAAUUGCUAGGAAAAGGGGGAUAGAACAUUAAAUCAUCAGUGUUUAUACCUGCCAGUUAUUAUGGGAGCAAGAUUGCUUUUGCAUUCUCUGGAGUUUUCUCUGAAUUGCAACCUAUGGUACUGAAUCUAUAUUUAUUCUGAGAAAAAAAUGUACUCUUUUUUUUAUAGGAACCGAUUAUAACAUUUUAAAAACUCUUGCCUUACCUGCAGUGAGAAUCCGUACAAAGACAAUAACUUAGCCUUGCAAAAUUUACCAGCCUAAGCACAAAAUGUAUUUGCUCACCCUCUACAAUGAUCAAUGACACAGAAAAAUUAACAACAUUUUAUGUACUUGUCUAUUUAGCAUAGUUUCCCAACUGGAGUAAGUGAAUGGAAUUUUGCAAGACUGAUGUAGCUGUUGAAUUGUUAUUGCUGUGUGUGUAUUUAAUAUCCUCAAGAUAAUGAGGCAAUUAAAAGAUGGCUUUAUUUAUUCUGGUUAGAGCUUUUAAAAUCAACAUUAUAUUUGGAUAUUUGUACUCCUUUUCAGUAAUAUUCAUACUGUGUAUGGAGUAUGGAUGAAUGUGUAUGAUAGAGACAAUACGCAACACUCAAAAGCAAAUUAGAAAUAAUGUGCUCAAAUUAAUGCUUUUUGUGAUAAUUCUAUUACAGCUAGUGCUUUUAUUUUUAUUUCUGCAUGUGCCUUAAAUGUAUAGUGAUGAACUGUAUUCAUUUAGAAGAAAGGAACUUGGGAGGAGUGCCACUGCAAGGAAAAUAAGGGAAAUUGACAAGGAUUUCAAGAAAGAGUAUACACAAUCUCUAUGUGGUCUGCAGUAAGAUGUGGAAAGCAUUCAAUUGGUGAUCGUUUUUGAACUUUUACCAAUAAAUGUGACAGCUAUCAGGAUUGCAAAUAAUAAGAAAUAACGUUCAGUUUGAUAUCAGAUUACUAAUCCCUCCUACGGAGUUGAAAGACAGUUAUUUUCUGUUCCCUGUUUCUUUACCUUGUCAGCAUGCACAAAAUGAAAAGAAUAUAGUUCUUGGAGAAAAAAUGAUGACUGAGAUUUAGUGUUGCUUUGCUGUGUGCUAUAACAAUAUGCCGAUAUGCCUUGAAGUAGAUGCAGUUCGUUAGUGGAUGAAAUGAUUCAUAUAUACUUAUAAUUGUUAGUAAAAUUUGUAAUGAGAGGAACACCACUCUUAUUUUUAAAGCUUUGGAUGUUUCUACAAGCUGUGCAUUGGUGCUAUAUACUUUUCUGAUACCAGUUAUUCAGGAACUUGGCUUAAAUAGGAUUUUUGUCUGGGUAAGAACUUCAGGAUUUAUCUCCAUGUUUUUUCUGUUUGCAGUAUAUAGAAAGGUAGUUCUUUGUUCCUUUGCUCUUUUGUGUAAUCACACUGGAGCAUGUAGUUCUCAUGUUUCAGUAAGCUUAAGAAUCUAAGUAAUCCUUUUACUCCCUCCAUUUCUCUUGAAAAGUUGCUAAGGGCUACAUAAGUAAACUAAUCUCUCUUCCUGUUCUAAAACCUCUUUGUAAUCACAAGCUUUGGCAGUUAGUAGGAAUGUUUCAGGGGUGGGAGAUGCAAAAAUGUGGCUAUCUUGGGCCAGAUCCUCAGGUGGUGUAAAUUGGCAUAGCUCCUUUGAAGUUUUUGGAACUCUGUCAGUAUACACCAUCUGAAGAACUGGCUCCUUACUUUUUGGAAAUACUAUAAUUUCUUACCACUUUGUAGAUUAGGAGACUCUAAUAUGACUUUUCCUACAUAUGCGGGGCUAAUGAGUUGGUGAUAUAGUACUUACCAACAAGAACAUCCAAAGUAGCAAACCAUGGACAAGCAGCUGGGCAGGUUUGCCCUCAUGUCUGUUUGGAUGCAUGUUUCAUAGGUGAUCCCAGAGAGUCCACCUAAAGGAGCUGUAAUAGACUUAAUGUCAACUGAACACUGCACAAAAUUCACCAAAAAAGUAUGGCUAGAUAUAAGAAGUCAAGGUGGAACUCAGCUGAUGGCAGAGAGUUCCCUCUGUUUGCUAUCAGGCAUGUAUUCACAUGACACCUCCAUUUCAUGGGGUUGUUUCUAAGAUCAAAUGAGUAGAGAAGGCAAAUUCUGACCAAGUGCGACAGCAACUUGGUUUUAUUCAAUGUAGCGGUGUAGCUUAUACAGGGUCUGAAUUUGGCCAAGUGAGAAUUUGAAAGUCUGUUCCAAUUACACUAAUUUUUAAAAAAAUUACUGCCCUAGAUCAUUUUGAUAUCUGAGUCACAUUCUGCUAGGAGUUCAGGUUAGUAUCUAGAAAAAGCCCAGAAGAAGGUCUGAGUUUUUCCUGCCCUGGAAAGUAGCAGCCACUGACUGACAUUCCCAGAAUCUUAGGUUUCACAAUAUGGUACAUGAGAAGCUACUUGGCUCACUUAUGUGCUAUGCUAAUGAGCACUAUCUAAGUAUGUAUAGCAUAUUAAUAAUAAUAUUGAUGCCACAUUUGCGACCUGGAAAGCCUCUGCCAUCCCAUUUUCUCCUGGUAUAGCCAAUGCUCACUUUAUGGCAAUGGGAAAAGGGGUACAAGGAAUAUACCUAUAUUAGGGUGGGAAACAUCCAUUUUAAUUUUACUUGGAAAAUGGUUGUAUUUUUGCAGAGAAUCAGUAAACAGUAAAAGUCAUUAUUUGGACGUGACUGUCUUUAAUGGUGUGUGUAUAAACCCAUGUUUUUGUGAAAAGUUCCAUGGGAUCAUUGUGGACUAUAAGCGGUGAAGACCUUAGUUUUACGUCACACCCAGAACAUAGCACCUCCUAUUGCAAAGUCCUUAUCACAAGGAGCAGGUUAUGGAAUUACUAGGAUCAGGGUUAUUAACCUCAUUUUACAGGUGAGGAAAUUGAGUCUCAGAGAAGAUUAAUGACUUACUGAGGGUCAUUCAGCAAUUCAAGGGCAGAGCCAAGAACAGAAUCUAGAACUUCUGCCUUCAAAGCGUUAUGCUAUAGCCACUGGACUCUACUCCCUCUCAGAUUAGAGGAAAAUAAAAAUCUGGGAUUAUUAUUAAUUACUUAUUAUCUAAUAAAAUAAUAUAUUUCCAGAAGCAAGCAUGGACAUCUGGGAGGAAAGAAAGGCAUAAAAUCUGUGGCUCCAGGCAUCAGCGCUCCAAGCGCGUGCCUGGAGCAGCAAGCCAUGGGGGGCACCCAGCUGGUCUCUGCAAGGGCAGCAGUCAGGCAGCCAUCAGCAGCUUGCCUGCGGGAGGUCCACCGGUCCCGCUGAUUUGGCAGUAAUUUGGCGGCGGGUGUGCUGAAGCUGUGGAACUGGGGACCUCCUGCAGGCAAGCUGCCGAAGCUGCGGGACCAGGGACCUCUCGCAGGCGCGCCGCCGAAGGCAGCCUGCCUGCCAUGCUUAGGACGGCAAAAAAGCUAGAGCCACCCCUGCAUAAAAUGAUAGCUUCAAUAGAUGUGUAAAAUCAACAUGCAAAGAUUAGUGAUGGUAUGUUAGAGACUGCUAAAUUUAAUCAUUUAUUUCUGAAAUUAUUGAAGAGGAAGCUGUCCAAUGGAUUUGAGGCAGUCUGAAGUAAACAACAUGUAGUGCAAUGGACAACAAUUUAAACUACUUGUGCAAAUGCCUGUGAGUUUAGAAUUGGUUGUAAUCUCUCAGGGGAAAGAUCUAUGGUCAUUGUAAACCACUCAAUUAAGAUGCUUGCUCAAUCCAUACCAAUGAUUAAAAAAGCAAAUGAGAUGAUGGAGUAUAUUAGGACAGGGACAGAAAAAGUGUGAACCCGUUCAAAGUAGUAGAUAUUUUAUAUUAUUUUGAUAUUUAUAAAGGAAUUGUCCUCAGUGGAAACAUUUUCUGCUUCUCUGAAUGGAAAUGAAUUUUGCAAAUAAAACCAAAUCUGCAAAUUUUUUAACAUGAGGCAGAGCAACUGUCAAAAAAAAGAGGUGCUGGAAUCUUCCUGUAUUGGAGAUGUUUGUUUUGAUGCUUCAUAAUAAUACAUUAACCCUUUUCUCUACUGGUUCUGUAAGUCAUUUGCUGCCCUUUCAUCACUCCAUUGAUGUCAGUGUAGUAUUGAGGGUGCCUGGCAGAUAGAGCAGCAAAUGAAGUGUGUUUCAUUCCCUAGACCUGUAAUACAAUAUGUACAGAUUAGCAUCAGUCAAAAAGUUUGUGUUCGUUUCUAAGAUAUACGUGCACAGUUCAUAAAGUAGGUGAGUGCUACUUGUGUUAAAAUGUAUGUGGAAUUCAAGCAGGAAAAGAGAAUGCAGUGAAAUAGCAUGGGAUGCUUGGCAUUUUAUUAAACUGUUUAUCCAUCCUUCUUCUCAUGCAAAUUGCAUUUCUUUCUUGAAAUGUACAUGAUAGGGCUGCUUUUGAAGAAAACAAAAAGGCUAGAUUAUUAUUAUUUAGAGGUACACAUUAUACAUGUGGAAUACAUUGGUCUGUUCCACUUGCUUUUCACACCAGGAAGAAAGGCAGCUUACUCAGCUAGCUGGGGAUUCCCCCAUUGCAGGUGUAUCUCCAAGUGGCACAGAGCUAUGGUCCUGAGGCUUUUCUAAUCUACACUGCAGGCUGAACCCAGCUGGCCCCAGGAUUAGAGAAGAAGAAAGAUAGUUUAAAGUCAUCUUUGCUCAUUCGCUCCUCAGCUGCACAGUGCGGGUUAUGGCCCUGUAAAUUUAGUUGCUUAUUUUAUUUUAUUACAGAUUAACAAUUGAUACUGUAAAUUAUUUUUGUAUACAAGCAUUACAGAGAUGUAUCAGAUGACCAUGAUAAUGGAAUACAGUCACGGCUGGCGCUACCAUUUAGGCAGCCUAGGCAAUCGCCUAGGGCGCUAGGAUUAUUCGGGUGGCGGCAUUUUGCCGGGGGGAAGAAGGGGCAGCAGGCGGUUCCGGUUGACCUGCCGCAGGCAUGCCUGUGGAGGGUCCACUAGUCCGCGGCUCCGGUGGAGCUGCCGCAGUCAUGCCUGCGGAUGGUCGGCUGCUCGCGCGGCUCCAGUGGACUGCCCGCAGGCAUGCCUGCGGCAGCUCCACUGGAGCCACGGACCAACGGACCCUCCGCAGGAACGACUGCGGCAGCUCCACCGUAGCCGCGAGAUCAGCGCGGGGGGCAGCGAAAUGGCUGUGCGCCUAGGGUGCGAAAAAUCCUAGCACCGGUCCUGAAUACAGUAGAGGUAAAUCUGUGUACGUUACAGGUUAAAACAGAAGAGGAAACUCUUUGGGACUUUAGAGGUCUUUUUAGGGUGAAGAGAAAGUGGUGCAAUCAGACUUAGGGAACUCCCUGCUGGAAAUAUAUGAAUUGAUGGAUUAGCAGCAGCUCUGGCAAAAAUUCUUUCAGACUUUUCAGAGAUUCAGCAAUUCCAAGGCCAGAAGGGGCCACUGUGAGCAUUUAGUCUGCCUUCCUGUAUAACAUAGCCAUAGAAUUUCACCAAAAUAAUUCCUAGAGUAGUGUUUCUCAACCUGUGGUCUGCAGACCAUGUCUAAGGGCUCAGCAAAAGACUAAGACUGAAAACUGACUAAACAAAAUUCAAUUAUAUAUACAGACAAUAGAUUUCCAAAACGUCUGCACCUCCAUUCAAAAAUUUCUAGAGGUCUGCAAAUGAAAAAAGUUUGAGAACCACUUCUAGAGCAUAUCUUUUAGAAAAACAUUCAAUCUUGAUAUAAAAAUUGCCUGUGAUGGAGAAUCCACCACAACCCUUAGUAAAUUGUUCCAAUGGUUAAUUACCCUCAGUGUUAAAAAUGUAUAACUUAUUUGACUUAUGGUGAGAAAGAUCAAGAGUCUCAAAUGAAGACAAAAACCAAGAGAGAAAACUCAUUGCAUUUCUCCAUGCUGAAAAUGGGUCAAUAAUGUACAGGAGACCAGUAUGAGGAGGCUGUAUCAAAUACAGUGGAGUCUUUUUUUAGUGAACUCACAUAAAGUGAAAACACCUUUCUAGGGAAGCAGAAUGGAAGAUCAAAAUGGCCUCCCAUUGUAAUGUGCAGAUUCCAGUUCUGGUUCUAGUGAACCUCUACUCAGAAUGAAGUUGGUUCACUGAGAAAUAGUUUCAAUAUAAGAGGGCCCCACUGUAGUGAGUGUUUGUAAAAUGAAGUGAUUACAGUGAAAUAUCAGUAUCUAAGGAAAAAGCCAGAUUUACCUACAGUAUAAUAUGUGGAAAUAUCAUGAAGCUAAAAUGACAAAUGUGAGAACUGGAACAGUGUUAGCAACAUAAUGACAUUGGAACUUCCAUAUAAUAAUUAUUUGCAUUAAUUUCUAUAGUAUUUUUCAUCUGAGCUGCUCAAAGCCUUUUACAAAUGUUCCGGGGGGGAAAUCCUCCUCUUAGCACCCACCCAGAGUAACUAGGCUGGGGACUGAUCUUUGUGGGAGCAGAGAGGAGUAAUCCUCUCCCAGAGAACCUGCCCUGAGGUCCACUUCCCAGUCUCAGGAACAGAGUAGUCUCCGCAGCUCUUGCAGCCCACUCUAGAUGUGUGUGGAGGCGGGGGAAGGAUUUGGUCAGUGACCCAACGAUCCUGUACCCAAGAAGCUGAGCACAGAAACACAGCCAGUCUACGUUGAACAGGGCUUUGACACACACAGUUUCCAACCCACAUGAACUUCCAAAACCUGUACACACAGCACAACUGCAGGGUUCAACAGCAUCUGAGACUCUGCUGCCUGUGGAGAGAUGGCAGCUUUUGCUCUGAAUUAGUUAACCUUCCCAAUGCCCUUUUCUGACUAGUUCAUGGCUGGGGAAACUGAGGCACAAAUGAUUUCCCCAUGGUCAUACAGUGAGCAUAUGGUUGAGGACACUCAUUCCCUGACUCCUGUUCCUGAGCUUUUAUCAGAAGACCAGCUUUCCCCCCACUGCACCUGUGUUAGUGAUGCCACAGGCUUUUUAGGUGGAGCUUUCUUCCCCUUACUUUCAUGUUUUCCACUAGUGCAUGGCUUAUGUAACAUCUUCAGUCUUUCUCUCACCCUCGUUGAGUGGCUGAGAUUGAGGAAUCUACUUUUCUGGCAUUCCUCUACUGCUUGUGGUGUUCUCAUCUCACCGUUACUUUAACAGCCCAAUCCUACAGCCAUAGGUCAGGCAAAACUGCUAUAUAAUUCAAUGUGUGUGGUUUGUCUGUAUUAGGAUUGCACACUCAGGCCCUUGAUAUAGUCUUGGUAAUGAUGAGGUUUGAUAUCUCACUCUUUGAAAUAAGCGUCACAUUUAUUUAUCUAAUAAAAUAUGCUCAGCUGCUUCCAUUUCACGCAUCACAUACUUUUAUUUUCACAUCCAAAGCACAAUAAGAUAAUUAGUUGUACCUGAGCUGCCAUAGUAGGCCAGUGACAUUGAUUGAAGUACUUUACGUUAAUUACAUGCUCAAUUGAUAACGGUCACAAUACAUAGUGAUGAGAGACUAGUAGAGUGUAGUAAUUACAUCUGAUGUUAUGUAGAAGUACUUGUACUGUUCCAGUGCAAUAUUUCUCUUGUUCUGUAAGUAGGAUUCUGAAAAUUCAAUGGGACAUAGGCUCCUCAGUCACUUGGAGAUGAAUUUUUAAAUGUAUUUAGGCACUUAAAGAUGCAGAUAGGCACUUAGUGGGAUUUUCAAAAGCUCCUAGCCCCAAUUCCCACUGAGAGCUCAGUCCUGCACAACUCCCAAUGGGAAUUAGGGGUCUCGGUGCUUUGAAAUUCCCAUUAGGUGCCUAUCUGCAUCUGUAGGUGCCUAAAUAAAUACUUUUUAAAAUCUAGCCUUUAAACACUUGUGAAUAUCCUGAGAGACAUGGAGCACCUGCAGCUCCCACUGGCUCAGAGGAGUACAGGGGCUAUUUUGUGUGUCUCUCUUGGUGCAAGGAUCCCAAAUGGAGCAGGUAGGCAGUAGGGUUCUGUGCUGACUCAGAGAAUGGACUGGCUGCAUUUAGUGGAUCAUGUUGCACUGUCCUUGCAGAUGAUGUAGCUUGCAUAGCCCCAUAUUCACUGUUAAGGGAGGGAAUUACAGCUCUUUUAGACAUGUGAGGCUGUACAGUUCCACAUUGUCCACUACUCAGCCCAGUGAAUAAAUGGCACGGUUUGACCCAUCAGACUGAAGCAGGAGAUGGAAGAUUACAGCUGCCAUUUCAAGGUGAAGGAGAGAAGAGAAUGCUAAGUGGAAGGGACAGGCAUACCUAUGGUAUUGCAUAUGUAGAAUCACUCUUAUACUGAAUCGAGUUUUUGUUGUCCUUGUAGUUUUAUUUCUUGUGGACCAGCAACAAAAUAACACAUCUUUCUUCUAUGCUUCUGGGCCUGUGAACGUUUUUGAGCUCUCAUGUAAGAUCAGCCCUUGUGCAGGGAAAAGGGAUGUCCACAUGCAAUUACCUUUAAUUUUUGGACUUUCUAAUGCCAGUGCAGGUUAACUCAGAACCUAAGUGAGAUGGCAAAGUGAUACUAUGUUGGCAUGUUUUUUAUGACUUUUUAUUUUAACAGAUGUAUCUGUGUAUUAAAGUUCAAUACACUAUUGUACACUUCUGUCAGCAUGCAACCUAUCAUAUCCUAGACCCUGUAUCUGUGUGUAAUUCAGGAAUCUGUUUUUCU